This is a messenger RNA of Lymnaea stagnalis (great pond snail), 2435 nucleotides long. NCBI's taxonomy places the organism in Eukaryota, Metazoa, Mollusca, Gastropoda, Lymnaeidae. The record is from the annotation of a GenBank genome assembly.
CAGUUUUUCCUUGCAGUGGCAAAUUAUGGAUCCUUGAAAUCUGUCCCGUCCAAUUCCACAAUUUUCAAGUGGAACAAGAAAUCUUGCAAGUUUGUCGUCUACCAAAACAUCCAGACCUACACGGCAAGGGACAUUGAGGCCAUUGAAAUAAAUGGUGACUAUUAUCUGGCCAUUGCCAAUCAUGCUCAAGGUAAUCAAUUUUUGAAUUUAUGUAAAAGAUAUUAAUUAGGACAACGACUUCAUUCUCUCACAAAUAGUUUUAUUAUGAUUGUUUCAUUUUGUUUGAUGCUAAAUUUUAGCAAAUGAAAUAUAAUUACCUUCACAAUGGAUGGAUCCAACGGAUUUGUAAACUGAUGUGUUCCGAGGGGUUCAUGUCAUUGGGGUUUCUUGCUAUCCAUGAAAAUGAAAAACAUUUGGAUAUUAAAUAUUUUUUUUUAACUACAAUGGAAGAUGUAAGCUAUGUUAUAUCCCAUAUGAUAUGGUAAAUGUAGCUAUGCCAUAUACCUUCUAAUAUAAUUAUAGAAGCUAUAUUACAACCUUUUAAUUUAGUAAUUGAAGCUAUGUUAUAGCCUAUCUAAUAUGAUAAUAAAAGCUAUAUUAUAACCAUCUAAUCUAGUAUAAUCAUAUUUAGCAUCAACACUUUUCCUCACAAAACUGCUGCUAAUUUUUAUAAUAUAAGUUUUUUAGUGUAGUGGGGCAUUAAACAAUCAUUGGCUCAAUUAAUUAGCUUCAGCUUUAAGUAAAAAAUAAAAAAAUUUGGGGGGUUUUUAAAUUUUACUUCCACCCAUUUCGUUUCUGUUCUUCUGAGCUUUGUCUGUGUCAGGGACUUUUGCCCACUCUUAUUCUUGUCUUUUCUUUUUAAUUGGGAUACAUGUAUAUAGAGUAUUAUAUUAUGACAAUUUAAUGUAUACUUAUAUGAAUUUUUUUUUUUUUUCGUUGUUGUUAUACUGAUGAAGGCAUUUGCAGAAACAUAUACAUUUGUAUUCUGUAUAGUCAUUAUUAAAGCUGAACUUAUAUUGUUUUAUUUAGACAAAUUGUUUGCGUCUCACUAGUCAAAAAAUUGUUUUGCCGGUCAAAUAUUGAAGUCUCACUUUCUCAGUAAAGAUAGUAAGACAGAUAGAUUCUAAAAGAAUUACGUCUAUCUCAUCACUGCUUUGGAGCUAAAAGCUCAUCACUGCUUUGGAGCUAAAAGCUCAUCACUGUUUUGGAGCUAAAAGCUCAUCACUGUUUUGGAGUGUGAAAGCUCAUCACUGUUUUGGAGCUAAAAGCUCAUCACUGUUUUGGAGUGUGAAAGCUCAUCACUGUUUUAAAGCUAAAAGCUCAUCACUGUUUUGGAGUUGAAAGCUCAUCACUGUUUUGGAGCUAAAAGCUCAUCACUGUCUUGGAGUUGAAAGCUCAUCACUGUUUCCUCAGCUUUCGGUUGUCUAUGGGUUCACUUGUCUGUGGGUUCACUUGUCUGUGGGUUCACUUGUCUGUGGGUUCACUUGUCUGUGGGUUCACUUGUCAUGGGUUCACUUGUAUGUGGGUUCACUUGUCCGUGGGUUCACUUGUCUGUGGGUUCACUUGUUUAUGGGUUCACUUGUCCGUGGGUUUACUUGUCUAUGGGUUCACUUGUCUGUGGGUUCACUUGUCCGUGGGUUCACUUGUCCGUGGGUCCACUUGUCUGUGGGUUCACUUGUCUUUGGGUUCACUUGUCUGUGAGUUCACUUGUCUGUGGGUUCACUUGUCCGUGGGUUCACUUGUCCAUGGGUUCACUUGUCUGUGGGUUCACUUGUCCGUGGGUUCACUUGUCCGUGGGUUCACUUGUCUGUGGGUUCUCCUGUCAUGGGUUUGGUUUUCUGGGAACCAUCAACCGUUUAAACAACUGAAACUUUGUGAAGACAUAAAAUAUAUAUUAAAUAUAAAAAGUCUAUAAAUAUAUAUACAAUAUAAAAUAUAUAUAACUAUAUAUAAAAUAUAUAUUAUUUAUUUAUAAAUAUAUAUAUUUAUUUAUCUAUAUAUAAUAUUUAUAAAUAUAUAUAAAAUAUAUAUACAAUAUAAAAUAUAUAUACAAUAUAAAAUAUAUAUAAUACAUAUAAAAUAUAUAUCUAAUAUAAAAUACGGGCUAAGUACUUUAAAAAAAUCAUAUUAACAUGCCUCUCAAAGCAUUAGGAAAUAAGAGAAUCAAUAAAUAAAUUAUCUGUCAAUUUAUAACAGUGUAAUUUGCUAACAACUCAAAAUAUACACACAAAUAUUUAAGAAAUUGAGUAUUUACCCUCCAGACAGUCGGAGCUACAGAUUGGUAAUAUUUUAGAAUUGGCGUGGACCAUUACCUUGUGGUGGCCAAUGCCUUCAAUUUUGGCAGCCAAAACUUUCAAGAGAUUGACAGCUACUGGACCAACUCCACCAUUUACAAACUGGACAGAAGUAAAAAUGUUUUCACAAAAUACCAGAGU